UCCCCUCACAACGGUCCCUAUUGCCCUCCCCGAGCUGUAGCCCCGGUGGGGUGGGUCUCAGGGCCGGGGUCUUCGCCUCUCUUCUCUCCCUGCGCCCGCAGGGUGCCCCUGCCCCAGGUGGGGGGGGUCUCGGCUUUCCCUCUGCCGAAUCUGCCCCCCCCCCCCGCCUGGUGCGGUCUAGGGGCCCGGGAGCCAGCGGCACCGCGUUCCCGAGCGCCGGAGCAGGACCUCGGCCAUGGCCUGGGCCACCAGCGGCCCCAAGGAGCUCCCCCGGCGCCGCAGCGCCAGCCAGAUCUGCCCCCCGCCGCGGCGGCCCAGGACCCUGGCCGAAGUGCAGCCGGGCAGCGAGAACGAGCGGCUGGGGGUGGCCCGAGACAGCCUGGUGCAGAACCCGCUCAUAGCCAAGGCAGAACUAGGAAAACCUCGGAGAAGCUGCUACACUCUUCCAGGCUAUGACUUUGCAUAUGGGUUAUACCUUCAUGGGGCUGACGGAGGAGUACCUGAAGCGAUAGGUCACUGGCAUUCGAUGAAACCCAGGCCUCCUUCCCCAAGGGAGAUGCCACGGAAUUACAUUGCCAUGAACCGUGGGGCUCUUAAGGCUGGUUAUGUCACAGCACAUGAAUACAACCUGUACCGCCAGCUCAAAGACAUCCGCUGCAAUGAAGAUAACGAGAGUCGUUUUAAAAGAGCCCCCCCAAAAGUACCUCCAGAUAUGACCUAUGGAAUUCUAGCACGGCCUUCCACUCCCUUCUUCGACCUUCUCCAGCACAGGUACAAGGAGGUGUGGAUGGAGCAACAGAGGGCAAUAGCCAUGGCCCAGCAAGUGGGAAAAAAAAAGUUGCAGAAAAGGAAAGUCUAUGAAACUCGGACCACGCUUCUCAGAAAACAACCACCACCUGUGAAAUUGGAUUCCCUUUGGCACAUGCCCCACUUUCAGAAGGUUGGUCCUCAUCUCAGUACAUUUCCAGACCGUGACGCUCAUAAAAAGGCGUUCAGUGUCUACCGCUCAGAAAUACCUGUGAGAUGUGGUCUCCUUGCCCAGGGCAUAUAUACAGCUGCCUGAAAGCUCCACAGAAGUCAAUUUCUGAACAAUGUAACAUGUUAGAAUACUAUGUUAGCAAUAUAAGAUAGAUUUUUAUUCUAGUGUACAAUUAUUUUUUCAAGUUUAGAAAGGCUAUAUUCAUGUUGAUGUAACUGAAUAAAUCAGAAAUUUUACCAGUUUCUGGUUUCCAUAUACAUUUCUUCAUUAGGAGCAUAAGCAAGCAUUUUAACCAAUCUUAUCUUAUCAAAUAAGGACAUAAGAAUGGCCCUACUGGGUCAGAUCAAAGGUCCAUCUAGCCUAGUAGCCUGUCUUCUGA
Messenger RNA from Gopherus evgoodei (Goodes thornscrub tortoise), 1358 nucleotides. RefSeq names its product cilia and flagella associated protein 77 (gene CFAP77). The transcript has 6 exons. Lineage: Eukaryota; Metazoa; Chordata; Testudines; Testudinidae. The record is from RefSeq and is a predicted model, not a curated record. Bases 236 to 1063 code for a protein of 275 amino acids.